AUGCCUGCUCUACGAGCCUGCGAUCGAUGCUACCGGUACAAGGAGAAAUGCGUCUUUCAGGACCGCGGCUUCACCUGCUCUUUAUGCCGAAGGGUUGGCCGGGUGUGCACCACCCUCCGGUCGCCACGUCGCCAGGGUCGAAGGCCGACAACCAUGCGUCUGGGCCCAGACAGCUCUGUGCAAGUAUGGGAGGUCGCAAAUAGUAAGAUGGGCUCUCGCUCAGGCGAGAAUGUAAUCAUGGUUCGGUCGCUAGCAAGCAAAGGUGCGCCACGAGAUUGGUUCCCUGCUCCCUGCGAAACCAACGUCUUGACCACCCAUGCGCACUUCUUCGCAGCACCAGUGCCGGGCCCGUUCACGUACCGAUUCCAGGACAAUGUCAGUGAGGUGUUGCAGUCCUCGCCCAGAUUGAUCGCCGGGUUCUACUCGACCUACGACUUGUUCAUGCUCGGGCCAACGUUCGCGCCAAGGUACCGCGCCGCUAUCCGGCAUUCCUACAGCUCUGCGCCCACGCUCCUGCAAGACAUUUACGCGGCACUGUUCAAUGUUUGCAAAAGAGCCAAGUUAGACCCGGGCCCUUUGGACGAGUCAGACCUGGCGCCGGGAGCUUGGUCUCUGUGGAAACUUCGGAACAUGCGGAUUUGCGGGCCUCGGGACGCUCUCGCGACCAUGGCGCUCGGUCAGGCAUUGGCGGCAUUCGACUUCAUGACUGUCUGCAGAGGGCCGUCACCUAUCCUGAGAUAUGCCCUGACGGUCGUUCAACCAUGGUAUGAAGACUUGGCAGAAGACGCGGCGUUCGACCCGGUCACAAUCAGUCCAAUCUUUUGGGAUACCAUCUGGUGCUUGUUGAGGCGGGAAAUCCCCGUCCUCCAGUUCAGACUCGGAGAUCGAGUCGUGGUCCAUCAUGUGGCAGGCCUUUGCACCACAUUGUUGCCGAUACUCUACGAUCUCUGUGUGAUCAGCAACGAGCUCCAAGGCUGGGAUGCUUCUUCUUCUUCUUGGUCGGGCGCCAACGUUCGCAUUCAACAGAUUGAGCAGAGGUUGCUCUCGUGGAUGCCCAGGCCACCACCGGACUUCACGAGCAAGUUUUCAGAGCAGGAGAUCCUUGCUGUGAACGCGCAGGCUCAGAUGUACCGCUCUGCUGCGCUCCUGAUAGCCACUCGCCUCCUGAACCCGCUGGGCACCAACGAUGAUCUCGCCAGCUGGUACGCCCACACCAUUAUAUAUGAAUUUGCCGAGUAUCGAACGUCGACUGUGCCAGGGACACGACUACACAAUGUGGCCUUCCCGAUCCUCGUAGCCUCGAUGGAAAUUCCCGAUAUCCCGUCCGAGGUCUGGAAAAGCAUCACGUCGCUGGCCUUGGCUCCGCUCUGCCUCGCUAAGAUGCAGGCCAUGCGUGACCACAUCUGGGCAGAAAGACGUGCCGGAUCCACGAGUUUCAUGUUGGACUUGGUCAAUCAAGCGCCAUCAUUUGUCGUGAUGCCUUGA
Messenger RNA from Fonsecaea multimorphosa CBS 102226, 1485 nucleotides. RefSeq lists its product as uncharacterized. Gene Ontology annotation, biological process: regulation of DNA-templated transcription. Bases 1 to 1485 code for a protein of 494 amino acids. NCBI's taxonomy places the organism in Eukaryota, Fungi, Ascomycota, Eurotiomycetes, Chaetothyriales, Herpotrichiellaceae. The record is from RefSeq and is a predicted model, not a curated record. Gene Ontology annotation, molecular function: zinc ion binding; DNA-binding transcription factor activity, RNA polymerase II-specific. The transcript has a single exon.